AUGUCAAAAGGCUGAUAGAAUAUGAGAAUGAUACUUGUUUUGUUGGUUUAAGGCUUUACAAGAUAAGCCAUUAUAAAAGAAAAACCCUCACUGGCUUCACAUACGCAUAAUAUCCAGUAAAAAAGAGAACUAAAUUCCAAAUCAAUUGUUCGUUUAUCCAAUCUUUUGUCCUCUCCAAGAACUUUGCAGAUAUAUAAGGAACUAAAAGGCUGAUUUUGAGAAGAAAACUAAAUUCCAAAAAUGAACCUCUCAACAAUUGGAACAAGGUCUCAUUCUCAUAGUCAUCAUCGUACCCAUUCUGUUAGCUUUCCUGCUAGAUCACAUCCUAGCUCAAUCAAGAUUGAACAAGUCCUUAACAAGAUAAAAACUUUGGAAUCAUCAUUUUCUUCUCCAAAAGCAGCAGAAGAAAUAACCCACAAUGCUAUUUUUGGCCUUGUCGAAUUGUACAAGUGCAUAAAGGAAUUUCUCGUGUUGCCAAUGACACAACGGGCUCUUCUUCAAGAUCAAGACGAUAAUUUGGUGAUGGAGUCGUUGGAACUAUCUGUUAGAUUCAUAGAUAUCUGCAAAAGCCUACUAAAUAAAUGGUUGUUGGUUUCAAAGCUUGUGCACAAAGGGAUAUUAGCGAGUGAAAUGCAGAGAAAAAAGCUGAGCGAAUUGGAAAAUGUGGAUAUUUCCCUGAAUAACUUGCUGCUCCAUAAGGAAGGGGAAGCAGAAAACAUCGAAUUUGCACAAAGAAAUUUGGAGACUCUGGAUUCAAGCCUGGUAGAUUGUGAAAAUGGAUUGGAGCAGUUGUUCAGACUUUUGAUCCGCACUAGGGUUUCUCUUCUCAACAUACUUUCUCAUUAGUCAGUACAGAAUUAAUAGUGCAGGUCUUGUGCAUGGAUAUGCAGCUCAAGAUGUUUGGAUUAUUGCAGCUGUGAUGUAUAGAUACACUUCUAACGAGUCAUUUCUAUUAAAAGUGAAUUCAUAAUCUAGAG
Messenger RNA from Nicotiana tabacum (common tobacco), 977 nucleotides. NCBI's taxonomy places the organism in Eukaryota, Viridiplantae, Streptophyta, Magnoliopsida, Solanales, Solanaceae. The record is from RefSeq and is a predicted model, not a curated record.